GUGUAGUUUUUGGUAAUUUGUUUUUUUUUUAACAACAUUUGCCAAUAGCUAGUUUAAACGCAGAAAACAUGGUCAGUUCGGAGCCGAAAAGACCUGCCCCAAAGGGCAACAGAUCGCCGAGCAAGCCCGCCGCCCAGGGACAGAAAUUCAAGCCCGGCGGAGCUGGCGGCGCCAGGAAAUUCGACAAAUCCGGCGGAGGACCGGGCAAAAAGUUCGACAAACCGGGAGCAGAUGGUGGCAGGAAGUUCGGCGGCGGCGGCGGCAACAGCAACAACAAGUUCCGGGGAAAGCCAGUGAAGCAGGCACAGCCACAGGCGCCGGCGGAGGGCGAGAAACAGGACUGGAACAAGUUCAAGCAGGAGAAGAAGGACCUCAAGCUGAAGCGCAAGAGCUCCAAGGACACCUACGAGAUCACCAAGGAGGCCAAGCAGAUCUACGAGAAGCUGCGAUGCCGCCGGACGGAGAACAAGGACAAGCUGGUGGAGCAGAUAUACAAGGUGCUCAACGUGGGCGACACCAUCUCGAAGGUGGUGAAGGCCCACGACACGGCCCGCGUGCUCCAGUGCAUGCUGAAGUACGCCUCGCCGGCGCUGCGGGCGGAGAUCUCCGAGCAGCUGCUGCCCUUCACCGUGGUCAUGUGCCAGUCGAAGUACGCCCAGUUCUGCGUCCAGCGGAUGCUCAAAUACGGUUCGCCGGCCACCAAAUCCAAGCUGGUGGACAGCCUGUACGGGAACAUUGUCCGUUUGGCCGGACACAGCAUUGCCAGCGGGCUGCUGGACACGAUGUACCAGGGUGCGAGCGCCCAGCAGCGCAUCCACAUGCGCCAGGAGUUCUACGGCGAUCUGUAUCGCAAGGCCAAGGAUGCGAAUGUCAGGACGCUGAGCGACACCUACAAGGAGGCCGCCAACAUGAAGGCCUCCAUUUUGGGCUCCGUGAAGGCCAAUCUGGAUCAUGUGGCCAACAAGCAGCUGGUGGACAGUUCGCUAGUGCACGCCGUCAUGCUGGAAUACCUGCGCGCCUGCGACGAGGACGAGGAGAAGCUGGAGGAGACGGUCACGGCCUUUGCGGCCCUGGUGCCCCACAUGCUGUCCACCAAGGAGGGCAGCGAGGCGGGCGUCAUAUGCUUCUACAAGUCCACGCCCAAGAAUCGCAGAGCCAUUAUUAAGAACAUCAAGGAGCAUCUGCUCAAGAUCGCCACCCACGAGCACGGCCACGUCUUCCUCAUCUCGCUGCUGAACGCCUUGGACGACACAAAGGCCACCAAGAAGGCCAUCUACGACCAUCUGCACGGCGAUCUGAAGACGCUGGUGGGCAAUCAGUACGGCCGCCGAGUGGUACAAUGGCUCGUGGCUCCCGGGGAUACCACCUGCUUCCAUCCGGAGUUUAUUCGCGUCGUCGACGAGGGCCUGGCGUUCGGCAAAAAGGAGAAGGAGCUGCGCCGCAAGGAGAUCUUCGAGCAGAUCGAGGCGCCCAUUGCACAGACCAUCGCCGAGGAGGCCGCCUUCUGGCUCUCCAAUAGCCACAUUGGCCUGGUCACCGCCGACAUUCUAAAUCACAUUCAGGGCGAAUCGUAUGAGCAGGCGGCCAAGGCACUCGCCCAGGUGAUCGCCCAGCCGGAUUGGCGCAUUUCAGCCGAUGCCGCUGGCCCAGUGCCGCAGGACAAGAAGAAGCCGCACAAUGAUGUGGAGGCCAUCAUAGCCGAGGCCACCAAACAGCGCAGGAAAUUGCUAAAUGCCGACAGCAGCAGCAGCAGCGAGGGUGAAGAGGAUGAAGAUGAGGCGGCAGAAGAUGCAGAGGAGGAAGAGGGCGAGAAGGGCGAACCGCAGGUGAAGAAAACCAAAAAGGAGGCCAAGAAAUCAAAGGCUAAGAAGGAGGAGCCCACUGAGCCGGCGGCUCCGCUGGUCACCGGCAUCGAGGAGGCCGGCAUGCACAUUGUGCUGAAGAAGAUCCUCAAGAACGAUGGCAAACGCGAGGGCCAUCCCUUCAGCCAACAGCUCCUGCAAAGCUUGUCCGCCGAUGUGCUCAAAGUCUGGCUGGGCGUCAACCGCUCCUGUUUCGUCCUGCUGAAGCUGGUGGAGGAGAGUCCCGCGCUGCUCGGCGACUGCAAGAAGGCCAUCGCGGCGGAGAAGAGCCUCGGCCAGACGCUGGCCAACCAGAAGACGCUCGGCGCCAAGCUGCUGGCGGCCAAACUGAACAUUGGCAAAUGAAAAUGAAAACGAAAACGAAAACGCAAACACCCCGUUUUCUCUUUUAGCUUAGACGAAAAAAAACCUAACAUUUUAAAAUACAUAAUUCUAUAUUGAAAUGGC
Drosophila takahashii is the source of this 2309-nucleotide messenger RNA. RefSeq names its product Pumilio and CPL domain-containing protein penguin (gene peng). Gene Ontology annotation, molecular function: mRNA binding. Gene Ontology annotation, cellular component: nucleolus. Gene Ontology annotation, biological process: regulation of translation. The record is from RefSeq and is a predicted model, not a curated record. NCBI's taxonomy places the organism in Eukaryota, Metazoa, Arthropoda, Insecta, Diptera, Drosophilidae.